This is a messenger RNA of Orussus abietinus, 1758 nucleotides long. RefSeq lists its product as uncharacterized. The record is from RefSeq and is a predicted model, not a curated record. Lineage: Eukaryota; Metazoa; Arthropoda; Insecta; Hymenoptera; Orussidae. Gene Ontology annotation, biological process: spindle attachment to meiosis I kinetochore; kinetochore assembly; attachment of mitotic spindle microtubules to kinetochore. The transcript has 4 exons. Gene Ontology annotation, cellular component: kinetochore. Gene Ontology annotation, molecular function: centromeric DNA binding. The coding region runs from base 165 to 1427 and encodes 420 amino acids.
UAUCUUCCGAUCUAGAUAGACGAUUUUGUUCCGAAUGGGUUUGUUUUGUAGAUAAAAAUCUAAACAAUACACUGAAGAAGUCUGAAAAAAAUGGAAACUUGGUAACACGUUUCGUCGAGUUGACCGAAGAAAAUAUGAAAUUGUGACACUUAUCGAGAUUCUCCAUGGCGGCAUUUAAGAAGAAAACGAAAUCAACAACAAACGUAGAUAGUGAUACAAAACUGAAAGUUACUUUCAGUAACCCAUUACAACAACCAGAGAAGUUGAAGAAGAUAAACAACUUAGAACGAGAGUUAGCAUUACUGGAAGCUCAAAAUAAAAGGUUUAAUGCUGGCGAUGAUGUCGAAGUUUCAAAUGAGAUAAAAGAUUCAAGACAAAAUAGAGAUCUGAGAUUGAGGCAAUCAAACAAAGUUAAAGAAAAAAAAUUUGUAUCAAAUAAUAAAACAGAUACAGGUGUACGAAAUAAAACAUUAAAACCUAAACACUUCUCUCCAAAGUAUGGUACAAAGUAUAAAAAAAGAAAGUCAUUGCUGGAGGAAAUUGUCCCUAAAGACGAGAACAUGACAAAAGUAGAUGAAACUGACAGAAUUGUAAAACCACGCAGUUCUGUAAGUUCACAUCCUGAAUCCACUAGUCGUACGAUUUUUAAAACAGCUCAAACAUGGGAUGCAAUUUUGUCAAAAUCAGAUGAAAGAAGUGGAACUUAUAUACCCGGAAGCUUGGGAAAGCGCCAACGUCAUAAUCAGGAAUCCUGGAACGAACAUGGUUCUUUGGGAAAACGAAAACAUUUAAACGAUAAGCAUGACAAUAUUAUUCUUAAUCCUGAAAUUCCAGAUACAAUUAAGACUGCUUCUAGUACCAGUGAUACGCUAAUACAAAAAGAUGUGAAGAAUGAAGCAAAAAAAGAUGAAGAACUAGCUUCGAAAGCUAAAGAUUUUUCACUAGUGGAAAAAGUUUCUAAUGAAAAUAUAUAUUCGAUUGACAAUCAUAACACUGAUAUCUCUACAAUUGGAGUGAAAAUGAUGAUAAUAAUUCCUUAUAAUGGAAAAAGCGUUCCUAUGGAGUGCCUUGUAGAUUAUGCAUCCAUGCAUUCACAGUUCAAGCGGAUUACAGGAGCAGAAGGCAAAGUAGUAUUUGCUGCUGGAUUGAAUAUAGCUAUGGGUGAUAUUACCACAGGUUGUAUAGAGAUGAAUCCUUGUUCAUCUAAAGGAACACAGAUACCAAAACUUCACCAUUUGGUGUUUUGUGUGGUAAAAGGAACAGUAACAGUACACAUUUAUCAUGCCAGGAAAAUUAUUUCAGCUGGUGGUCACUUCUUUGUCCCUUGUGGCACCUCCUAUGAUAUAAAAAAUUACAGUGAACAAAAGGCUAUUUUAAGUUUUGUAAAAAUAACAGAAAACUGUGUUAAUUUAGACAGGUCAAUUUAAAGUUAUCCAUGCGUAUAUAGUAGAUUUACAUAAUCAUUACAAAACAAAUAUUUUUUAUCAUGAUUUAACUGUUCUAAUCAUGCUAAAAUUAUUUUGAGUUUCCAUUUCAUUCAUUCAUGAGUUUUUAUUUUCUGAUCAGUGUCUGUUUCUAAUGGAAAGUAUACAAGAUGUGAAACAUGUAAUAUGUGUAAUUAACAAAUUUGAAAUUAUUUUUUUCCAACAUGCAUUAAAAUCCAUUGAUUCAAUUCUCAAACAACAAUGAAAGCAAAUAGUUUAUUAUGUACAUAAUUGUAUAAUUUUGAUGUAAUAAAAAUGUAUACAAUUUGGCACU